AUGAAUAAAAGUAAAACCUAAAAUUUCCAUCUUUAUGAACCAUAGCGUGCUCUAUAAGGUCACAAAGCACAGAUUUAUGUAGCUAAGUUCAACUUUGAUGGAUAAUAUUUAUUAACUGGUUCUUAGGAUAGAUCUAUUAUAUUAUGGAAUCCAUAUAAGGAAACAUAACUAAAAUAAUAUUUUGGGGCACAUAAUUAUGAAGUAUAAGACCUAGAUAUUCUAUAAGAUAAUUCUAAAUUUGCAUCUUGUGGAGGAGAUAAAAUUGCUUUUUUGUGGGAUGUGGCAACAGGCCAGGUGAUUAAAAAAUUUGGACCUCAUAGUACUAGAAUAAAUUGUAUUGGAAUAGGAGGAGAAUAAUCUAUUUUAGCUACAGGAGGAUAUGAUUGUGAAGUGAAAAUAUGGGAUUUAAAAGAUAAAAAGCAAAAUUAGCCAAUACAAAGAAUCAAAAACUUUUAAGAUAGUGUAACCUAAAUUUCCUUCUUUAAUCAUAAUAUGGUAGUUUCCUCAGUUGAUGGACAUAUUAGAACUUUCGAUCUAAGAAAAGGAAUAAUUUAAGAAGACUUUGUUAAGGCAGGAAUCUUUAAAUUUAGUUCUAGUUUCGAUGAUAGAUUAUUUGCAUUAAGUUGCAAUGAUUCUAUAAUUAGAAUUUUAGAAAAGAGUUCUGGGACAAUCUUAGCUGCUCUCUAAGGUAGCCAUAUCAGUAAUUAGUAUUCAAUUAAUUGCGAGUUUUCUUGGAAUGAUGGGAUGUUAUUAACAGGCUCUGAAGAUGGAAAAUUGUUAAUUUAUGAUAUCCUCACAGGAAAAUGUCAGAUAACAAGAAAACUUCAUGAUAAAUGCUUAAGUUCUAUAACCUUGAGUAGGUAAUAAAAUGCCUUUGUUACAGCAUCAUAUGACAAUGUUGCAUUAUUGUGGAUGGAAUAAAAUUGA
Paramecium tetraurelia is the source of this 927-nucleotide messenger RNA. RefSeq lists its product as uncharacterized. The transcript has 3 exons. Lineage: Eukaryota; Ciliophora; Oligohymenophorea; Peniculida; Parameciidae. Gene Ontology annotation, biological process: mRNA splicing, via spliceosome. Gene Ontology annotation, cellular component: catalytic step 2 spliceosome. Gene Ontology annotation, molecular function: protein binding. The record is from RefSeq and is a predicted model, not a curated record.